Brassicogethes aeneus is the source of this 859-nucleotide messenger RNA. Lineage: Eukaryota; Metazoa; Arthropoda; Insecta; Coleoptera; Nitidulidae. The record is from the annotation of a GenBank genome assembly.
CGAUUUUUGUGGUUGUUAUUUGUAAAAAUAAAGCUGUUUAAUUAAAUUUAUGGUCAGAAGAUUAUAUAUUUUACAAGAAGCAGUGGUUGAGAAAAACUAAAAUCGCACAAAAUGGAGCAAAACAUGUCUGUUAUUUCAAUGGUUUGCAGAAUUUGCUAUGAUAAUGAUAAAGAGGAACCUUUAAUAGCGCCCUGCAAGUGUAAGGGCACUGUGGCUUUUGUACACCGUUCUUGCUUGGAAACCUGGCUAGCAGAAGCAAACGCCUCGACCUGCGAGUUAUGCCAUCAACCUAUAAAAACAGAACGCACCCCCAAGCACACCACAUUUCAGUCCAUUUGGAUUUGGUGUAAGACAGCCUCAAGCGCUGGACGAGGUUUAAGGGGCGACAUAUCAGCCUGUAUUUUUAUAACGCCUUUUGCUAUAGUUAUAACAUAUGUUUGUUUGUUUUCUUCUGAUUAUUAUAACCAAAGUAAAUUUAGUACCGUACCAGCUGCAAAAUGGACUUCCAUAUCUUUAUUGGCAAUGAUUGCUGUUAUGUUGAUUGGUUAUUAUUUGUGGACUUAUUCUGUUAUAAGGUUGCAUGCAAGGCUUUGGUACCAUUGGUGGCAGAGAGAGGCCAUUGUCAGAUAUAUUCCAUCCAGUUCAAUACAUUUGUCAGAUCAGGAAACGGCGAUUAAUCCACCAAGCAAUACUCCAGCAUCACUAUCAGAUGGUGACAUUAGUGAUGUGGAAAUUGUGAACUGCGUAAAUUUCAGUGAUACUUCAGUGAAAGCCACAGUUGAAGAGAUUAACGAGUUCCAUAGGGGCGAUAACGUGCAGUAAAAUUUGUUGUUUUAAUUUAGUAAUAUUAAUAAAUCAC